Messenger RNA from Labrus bergylta (ballan wrasse), 3119 nucleotides. The record is from RefSeq and is a predicted model, not a curated record. NCBI's taxonomy places the organism in Eukaryota, Metazoa, Chordata, Actinopteri, Labriformes, Labridae.
GAACGGAAGUACGUUUGAGGCAAGGACUAGCAGACACAGAGAAGGAUAUUAAUGUGUAAUUUGAACUAAAUAAACUUCGUAAAUGUAAUAGUUUUUGUCAUGCCAGAGAUAAAACUUUCUCACGGCGUUUGGAGCUAACAUCUGGAUGUUUAAAAAAAACAACUGACAGCAGUGAUGGAGUUGUCUCAGAGGGACAGGCUGUCUGUGCUGGUGGAGGAGCUGACCACAUCUGGACAGCCUCAGCUGAACCAGGACAAGAUGAAGGAGAUCAAGAAGAUCUGCAAAGCGUCUAAUGACUGCAUCGACCACGUUUAUCACAUGAUGUCUCAGCUCAGCCAAGAACACGCCGAGGUCAGACUGUCCGCCUUUCAGAUCGCCAGCCCUUUCUCCAGAUCGCACCACUUCAGGACGAUGCUGGUCGACAACUUCCAGGAGUUCUUGGAAUUGACUGUAGAGACGGACUUGGAACAGCCCCUCCCCCCUCCUAAAGAAGUUGCCAGGAAGCUAAGGGCACUGGCUAUCCAAACCGUCCAAUCCUGGCAGGUCUCUUAUAGGGACCAUACAAGAAUCAAGCCUCUCAAACACAACAACACACACGUGUGCCCCGUCUGGUUAAGCAGCCAAUCACCAUUACCAGUGGUGGACUUUCAGGACGCUGAGGCUCGGACUGUAGCAGAGAGGAGACGGGAGGAGGAGAGACAGAGAAAAAUGGCGAGGAUCUACAAGGAGAGGGUGGAGGCGGCAUCCAAAGACAUGGAGGAGUCGCAGCAGGAAAUCGAGGCGACGUUGACCGAGAUGGAGUCAUGCAUGAGGCUCCUUUUACCCGAGUUUGACCUCGCAGGCAUUCAGGGAGCCAAUAGCCCCCAAAAGUCCCAACCAGCCAAUGAGUGUGAGGAAGAGCCGUGCUGCAGCAAAGACCUGAAGGAUGACAGGAGAGACGGAGCGAUGAAAGAGAUGGAGGAAAAAGAUGAAGAAGGUACGAUCAAGAAGGGAGAGGAAGAAAAGAAGAAGGAUGGGAAAGAGCAGGAUGAGAAGGAGACAGAGGAGGAGAGUAGUGAAGAAGAAGAAGAAGAAGAAGAAGAAGAAGAAGAAAAAAGGAGGAGGAUGAAGGAACAGGAAUCUCUUGAUGGAGACAGUUUUAUCCGUAACUCUGGUCUCAUCUCUCACUCGUACAGUCUGGACCUGAACCUCAGCACUGGUCUUCAUUUAAAGGAGACAGAAGAUAAUGAGGCAGUGGUUUCCACGGUGAUAGACCUCCAUAAACUGAAAGACAAACACCUACCAGCUGUGCAGAGCUGGGUCCAGGUGUUCACCAAAGCGGGCGCUGAACAGCAGAUGUUGAGGAGAGCUCUGGACCUGAAGAGUUCAUUAGAAGCGUCUCUGCAGAAACACAAAGAGCUUCACAUCGAUUAUAAAACCAGAGUCCGCAAAGUGAUAAAGGCGUCUGCAGGCGGAGAGGAGGACGAGGACGAGGACGAGGACGAUGAUGAUGAUGAUGACGAUUUCGAUGAGGUUCCAGAGAAAGAAGGAUACGAGCCGCACAUUCCUGAGCAUCUCCGAGCCGCAUACGGUUUGGAUCCUUCUCCUUCCACUUCCACCGCAGCCUUCACUAAGAAACCCCCACCUAAACGACCUGCCCCCCCACCAACUCCUCUGCCCUCCUCCUCCCGGCGACUAAAGCGUCUCACAGAGGAGGAGCAGGAUCCGACAUGUGCAGCCGCCACACUGCGUCACCUCAGACAGAACCUCCCCCUUCCACCUGCAGAACCCAGCAGCUCCUCUGUCUCCAGUCCAUCCCAAACCGGUUCAGGCCAGGCUGCGGAUGCUCCUGUGGUCCCCUUCGGUUUGGACCUGUAUUACUGGGGCGAGGAGCAGCCGAACGCCGGCAAGAUCGUCAAGUCGACCUCUCAGCAUCAAUUCUGGGUUCAUGCCGAGGUGAACGAGGAGGUGCAGAACGAGGAGCUGUUGGCAGAGAGCAAGAGCAGGUACAUCUCCUUCCCCGGGAGCUUCACUCCCGUCAGCCAUCACUGCAGAGCUCCGCUGGGUGAGGGGAGGCUGUGUCAGCGACAGGACCGCCGAAAGUGUCCUUUCCAUGGCCCCAUCGUUCCUCGAGACCAGGACGGGAGACCCUGCAGGAAGGAGGACCGGCUGAGGGAAGAGAAGGAGGAGAGGAAGAAGAGGGAGGAGCAGCCAGACUGGCGUGAUGCGGAGCUUAUGAGAGACAUCGAGGCGGCGACAGGAGAAAACCUGGGCUCUGACCGAGUCGGUAAAAAAGGAAAAGGGAAGAAGAAGAAAUACCCGAACCUCAGUGAUCUGAAGCAGAACGCCAACACGGCUCGCUCCAGGCUGGAGAGGAAAGUCUUCAACAAGAGCAGCAUGCGCAGAGUGGCUCAGGUGAUGAGUAAAGCUGACGGAAGAAAACACGACAAGUUCUCCAACCAGUUCAACUACGCCUUAAACUGACCUCCGACCUCCGAGCAGCUACAUCUGCCUUCAAAUGAACCGAGACAGACUUGAAUCACACUGACAGAAGCAGAGGUUUUAAUUUAUUGAUGUGCCCGUAUGGACUGAUGAAGAGACAGAAAUGGUGGGAGAGACAUAUUUCAAUCAUUGUUUGAACACUCUGAGGCAUCUCAGGUGUUAUAAUGUGAUCAUUUAGGAGGGUAUGAACAUGCACUGUUUGGUUGCAAUAAUAUCAACUUUGUACCAGCCAAAUUCAUUUUGACUGGAUUUUUUUAUUCCCUUUUUCAGGUUUUUAUUCUAAUAGCCAAGUUAACUUUAACGUUUGUAUUUGUUUAUGUUUUGUAUGUUUAGUAAAUGAACAUCACGCAUGUUCAAACUAUUUGUAUCAGAAUUAAACUAAGAGACUCUGCCUGCUCUUUCUGUCUUUGUCUGUUUGAUGAUUUUAAUUCAGGCUCAGAUCUGCAUCCUCACAUUAAGUUUGGACAGAUGUUUCCCUCAUCAGUGAUUGCAAUAAUCUGAGAUUGAGCCACAGUAUGAUCUGUUACCUGCCAACAUGUAAUCCACAGAUUACUUUGAAUGAUUGAGAGGGAGAAUAAAAUGCCAAAAAAAAAAACAAUGCGCAAACUUGAAUAAAAAAAUAAAGUAAGUUUAAAGAA